Messenger RNA from Manduca sexta (tobacco hornworm), 6947 nucleotides. RefSeq names its product protein kinase C-binding protein 1. Gene Ontology annotation, molecular function: protein binding. The record is from RefSeq and is a predicted model, not a curated record. Lineage: Eukaryota; Metazoa; Arthropoda; Insecta; Lepidoptera; Sphingidae.
UCCAUUGGUUCCAGAUCGCCAGCAAUGAAGAAGAUAUCGCUGGGAAUGCUGUGCGAACUACUCCAGCACGCUCUGGAGCGGAUGAUGGACGUCAACGGGGUGGAACCUUUCAUGUCGCCCGUCGACCUCGCAGCUUUCCCCGAUUACGACAAGUACGUGGUGCAUCCCAUGGACCUGUCGCUAAUGAAAACCAACAUCGCUAAGGGGCUGUACGGCAGCACAGAAGCGUUCAUGACGGACGCGCAGUGGAUACUGCACAAUAGCAUCAUUUUUAAUACAUUGCAAUCUAAGUUGACGGGAGGUGCGCGCGCGCUGGUGCGGUCGUGCCGCGCGGAGAUGGGCGAGAUCGAGGCGUGUCCCGAGUGCUACGCCGCUGCGCACGCGCGCCGCCCCACGUGGUUCACAGACGUGUGCUCCACGCCACACAUACUGCUGUGGGCCAAGCUCAAAGGAUUCCCGCACUGGCCAGCCAAAGGCAUGUCGGUGAGCGCGGCGGGGCUGGUCGAUGUGAGGUUCUUCGGAGCGCACGACCGCGCCUGGGUGCCCGCUAAAGACUGCUUCCUCUACUCCGAGAAGGACCCCAACAACUUCAGAACUAAACGCCAGGAUAUAUUAGAGAGUAUGCAGGAAGCUGAGCAGCACAUACGGAAUAUAUCAAGGAAAUAUGGGAAGUUCGUAUACCCGCCGUUCAAAACACAGUUUGAGCCGAACAAGUUAAAUGAACAACUCAAAAUGAUGAUUCCCACAUUUGAAGGUGAAGUUCGCGUACCGCAAAACACGACAAAACAUCAAACGAUCCCCGGCAAUAGCAAAAAGAAAAGCAGGUCCAACUCGAAAAGUUCCAAGAGUUCAUGUAAUGAUGGUGAUAUCAGCGAGGUAGAAGAUCCAUUGUCAACAUCCCGGAAAGGCGAUAGCGUUGACGGCAAUGAAGAUGAUUUCUCUACUGAAAAGGCUAAAAUCAUGGAAGUAGAUAUUUCUAAAACCAAAGAUAACAAAGAGACUGAAAACGCAAUUAUCACUAUAUUAGACAACUACACGUUAGAAAAACGUAAACGAAUGGAUGAUGGUAAGACAGAUAAUACUCUAGAACCAAGUAGUAGUAAAGAACCUAAUCCCAAAGAGAAAAAUGCGGAAAUGGCUAAAGAUAAUCCAGUAGAAAAGAUCGAUUCUACAUCAAAAGAUGAGGAAUCGACUAAAAGUAUAGCCAAAGAAAAAUCAGAAAGCCUCGUAGUCGCUCCCCUCAAAAUAAGCUUCGGAGCAAUUAAAAAUGGUAAACAGACAGUCAAGGUAACAAAUGCAAAGGAAAGUCCGAAAGCUACCACUUCCAAUGAUAAGACGCCCAUUAUUGCACUCAGGACGAGUACUCCAAAAGAAGAAAAAGUAAUAACGGCGCAAAAAAUGAAAACAAAAAUAGAUAAAUUAUUUAUCGAUAAGACGAAAGGUGAAAAGGUGAAAUCAGACAAACGGAGAAAUUCUAAAAGCAAUAAAUCUUUAAUUGGUAAUACUACACCAAAAACGGAAACUUCCUUGCCCGAAAAGAAAAACGAAAAGGUAGACGAACCAUCCACUAGUACUAAGGAAAAACCGAGAGAGUUCGUGACAGCAACAAGGAGUAAAACAACAGACACAGAUAAAACUCCCAACGAUAAAAAUAAUUCAACACCAACGAAUUCAAAGUUAGCCAAGGAACGCUUAAAUUUUGACGACGAUACAACCUUAGCGGUGAUAGCACGAGAGAACAAUAAAACCAGCGUAAUAACUAGCUCGGGCACCGGCCUCCCAACGAUAAGCAGUGUGCGCAGCUUGUCUACUGUCGCCUCGACUUCAAGCACGCCUACCACGAGCUCAAUAUCAAAAAUGAUAGAGGUGACGAUAGAAGGGAAUCCAAAUGCAAGUAUAUUUACGCCGACAAGCACAGACCCCAUACGAACUAUGAAGGAAGCAACCACAAAGCUGCAAAAGUUAAGAGCAGACACUGAACCGUUAGUAGGAAGGGUGGGGGUGAGGGCUUUUGCGAGGAUGACGUCACCGGACAGAAGUAAGAACAACGACGUACAAGUGGAGAUCAAGGCGGAACCCAUCGAUUUGGACGACGCCGACCGACACAUGGAGAAGAUGGAUCUGAUGAACGCGUUCAAACUGCGCCCCGUUAAUCCGCCGUCGAAUUUACGCGAGGUGCGAAUGAAUGAGGUGGUGAUAACGCCAUUGAACAGGCGAACGGCCACCAAAGUGCCAGAAAUCCGGCCGCGGGCUAAAAAGACGUUCCCACAUCCCAAGAAGCCGGAGGACGGGCAGCUGAACGGCAAGAACUCGAUGGUGUACAUCCCCAUACAGCCGCCCGCCACCCAGCCGCCGCGCAUCACCCGCGCCCUCCCCGCGCCCGCCGCCGCCCCCGCCGCCUCCGCCGCCGCCUCGCACCGCGCCGCCGCACACGCCACCACCACCGGUCAGUGCGGACUUCCUGCUGUGCUUAUACGCACGACAAACAUAGUGAACACGGUGACAAGCCCCCUAGUGCCGGUGAUAACGUCCAUGCCCCCAGCGGCGACCACCACAUCGCAGGUGGUGCAGACAAUCCCCACCAUCGGACAGGUGCCCACCACCGUGCACACCGUCCCGCUAAUGACUUCAGUCAACGGACAGUGGAUGUUCAGUCUACAGCCUGUUAUGUCGGUUGGUGGUGUUGACACGCAAGCGUCGCCGCCGCUGUUGAACGGCGUGGCGGACCGCAGCCUGGUGCCUGCCGCCACUGCAACCCCUGCGCCCGCGCCCGCGCCCGCCCCCGCGCCCUCCCCUGCGCCUGCGCCGCCCGCUGCCGCCGCCACGCUCGCGACCAUCGCACCCAUCGCACCCGUCACACUAACCAACAGGCCAACCACAGAAACUAGCCCACCUGGAGAGCCCCCGAGAUUACAACAACGACCGCAACUGUUGAACCCGCUGGAUUCGAACACGCCGAUUGGUACCGUGCCGCCGCCCUCCUCGGCUGGACCGCUCACUGCCAAACUCAACCAAAAUGCUGUCAAGUUGACAGAUUUCUUCCGCACUCUGCUAGAGGACUCUCUGGAGAAGCUGGACGAGCCGGCGACGCAGCUCACCACGCUGCGGCUACAGCUCGAACAGGCCAAGUGGAGGCACCAGCAGCAGAUCGACGAGCUCAAGCACAAUCACGAGUUAACAUUGGCGGAGAUUCGUGCGGCGUUUGAGAAAGACAAGAUGCGCGCCGUGAACGAGGCGCGCCGGCUCGCGCACGCCGAGCUCGAGGCCGCCGUCAAACAGACCAAGGCCAAGCAGUGGUGCGCGAACUGCAGUCAGGAGGCGCAGUUCUACUGCUGCUGGAACACGUCGUACUGCGACUACCCGUGCCAGCGCGCGCACUGGUCCACGCACUUCAACGUGUGCACGCAGAAAGCUUCGCAGGAUCUAAGGAAAGGCAACGGAGACUCAUCGAAUCCAUCAGAGAACAGAUUACAACCUCAGCCAGAAAAUUUGCCAGCGUUGCAGAAAAGCACAACGACCCCGGCGCUCACGGUGGGCGGCAAGGUCGCCACGCCGCGCCCCUUCACUCCGGAUCAGCAGAACGCAGCGCAGAAAACGUCCAUCAUAAUGAGCAUGGUGGAGGACAACAGCGGCAACCAGACGAUGAAGUGCGUCGGCACGUACACUGCUCAGAAGCCGCCGCCGCCGGUUCCCGCCGCCUCCACGCCGCAGGUCGCCUCCAUUAUCCUCAACAAACAGUUGAUGUCGGAGGAAGCGAACGGCAACAAGAAAGUGGUGACGUCAGGCGGGUACCUGAUCGUCGGCGCAGGCGUCAACGCGGGAGUCACCGCCGCCGCCUCGCGCCGCAUGCACACCAUCCAGUACUACACAUGAACCGAUAUACAACCGUAAUACCGUACAGCAAACCAGUGCAGCUGCACUGUCUGUAACAAAACGGAUAUUUUAAAUCACUCACACUCCGGAGUAAUACUUCGUUACAUUAAAUAUUAGACAUGUUCAAAUCAAAAUCCUUUGUAUACAAUGGAUUACUGGAUAUCACAUUCACCUAUAAAUUUUUGCUUACAUGAAAAUUACAAUAUUAUAUCUUUAUUUGGACCUUCUAUGAUCUUUUGUUACAAUACUACAAUACUCUUUUGAUUUGUUAAAAUGAUAUAAAGCAAAUAGAUGUCAAAGAAAUACCUAUCUAAAUUAACUGUCCAGUACAUUAUUAUUUUGUUUCUGCUCGUGCAACAGCAAUUUUAUAUUAUAGCUGAUUUAUUAACCGCACAUCAUGUGCACCUGAGGUACGAAAUAUUAUUCGUGUUUACACUACAAAAAUGUUAAUACUGAUCAUUAUGUUUGGCAUUCAGAAAGCCACGGUAUAGAAAAUCAUAGUUUUCAAUACAAUUUAGUUUAUAACUGUUCCAGAUUAGUGCCAGUCAGUCAAUAAGUACAUAGAAACUCCUACAUUCUAUCUGUAGCCUGUGCUAUGACGAAAUGGUGAUCCAUGUUGUUAUUAUUAAAUUCCAUUGCCAAAUUAUGAAAAAAUCGGAAGCAAUUUAGAGUUCCAUAGAAAUCGUCCUUAAAUUUAGAUAUUAGGUAUUUUAUAUUGCCAACUAAAGAUACGAAUACUUUCUGCUGUGAAAUUCACAGUUGUAAGUGAAAACGAAAAAUUGUGAUUGUGUUAUAGAGGUUUAAUGUCGUAUAAAAUAAUGUAAAUCUGAAACUCAUUAAUGUGAAGCAAUGCCUUUUAACGCAUCUAUUUGCGAAUAGUCAGUUUUAUUGUAUACUUACAAUAUUUUUGUUCCAUUUUUAUUUCAAGGAAGCUAGAAGUUUUUGACGCUUAAAUUUACAAAACUUAGAUGUUUGAUGUUGUACAUAGUGUAAAAUUUUAUAAGAAACUAAUUUCGGGUAGCGUAGUGGCAUGCAUACGAGAUUGUGACAGACAUUAUGUAUUGUGUAUAUUUUCCGCAUCGAUGUUCGUCGCUCUGCUCUUAUUGUAUUUUCAUAUUACUGUGCAACUGUCUUGAAAAAAAUUUGUUCGUAUUCUCGUUUGUUUUUUUUAGCCGUGGCUCUCUAUGAAUGUUUAUAUUGUGAUUAUAAAUCAGUCACUACGUACUGUACGCAUGUCAAUUCUGCAUUUUCAUUAUACCAUACUGCCUUCUUGUGAUUAUAUCCACAUCACCUAGGACCAAUAUUAAUCACGGAAUUGCUGGACAUUUAAUAUAGUCUCAAAUAAUGGGAAUAUAUUAUACUUCAGGCAUAACUUCAUCCGUGUUAUGUGUUAAUUGUUUAGAUGUAUAGGCGCGGUAACUUGGUAAUUGAAAUAAUAAAAUACAAUCUUUUGUAGCUUAUUUGAGCUACGAAUUCGACUAAACUGGUCUCGGUUCUCAGGUCAAGCAAUCAAGAGAUCUGUUUUGUGAGUUAACACACCAAUAUUUUGCUUGAGUUCGCAAUUCGUAACUUAUGGAGACAGGACACACCUAUUACAUAAUGUGUGAUAAAAAUUCUCUUGAGCAGACACGUUCGAUACAUGUUUGCUCGCAGAUGGCCUUAUAGCUGAAACUACCUGAAUGUUUUUUGAUACAUUUGUACUGUAUUAUAUAAUUUAUCAGGUGUCGAGUCGACGUGUCCGCUUUACAUUGAUGUCAGUGUAUAUAAACUAGUUCGUUUAAUAAUACACUUUUAUACAGAAAGCCAGGUCCGUUUACUUUUAGCUUACUUAGUACAUAGUUUAAUGGUGAUUAACUUUUGUAUGGCAUCCAUUGUUGCAUCCAAAUUGUUCUUUUGUAUUACAGAUCAUUGUAAUACAAACAUGUACCGUAAUAUUUUAUGUUCCUAGCGUGCAGCUCAUUGAAUAAUGAAUAAUAGCUAUUCUCUGAUAUUAACUAGAUAGUAUUUGUAGCAGUGGUAAUUUGUCGUAUAUUAGUUGAGUGGCGACGUAUGUUGCGGGCAUUCAUGUUCAGAUGGACUCAUUUUUUUCAAAUAACGUAAAUAUUAAGUACUGUACAUAGAAUCUUAAUGUACCUACCGAGUCUGAUUUUAUUUUGACUCUUAUUUUUGAGUAACAAAACUCGGUAGAUUAAAUAAAGUCAAAUGUGCUCAAUUUUAGGCGUCCGUAUGUAAAAAAACGCAAUACACGAUAAAAUAAGUUAUUUUCAAAUACGCCUCGAAAUGGUAAUAUUUUUAUUGGGCUGUUGAUAACAUAUAAUCACUAUAUAGUCCACUGAAAUAAUAAGUAAAAAUGUUACAAUUUCUAUUUUUGGGUACCAUUUUUAUUGAACGAACGGAUCUAACUUUAUGCAAAUUCAUAAGGAGAAACAUACAAGGAAUUUCUAUAACAGAUCAUGCAUGUGACUUUAUUAUUAGUAGUCAGAUUAUUUAUUUCUUGGUGUAUGUAUAUUGUAUACUUCUCCUGGUGAGCGUUCUUAUUAGAUCUGUGGGUAAUAACUUCACUUUUCUAUGUUCAUAAAUCAUACUUACUAUAUUUUAAGACUGCUAAGUUUAAGUCCUCGAAAUAUAACAUAUUCAUUGUAUAAAAAAAUUGUAACGGGAUGUUACGUUUUAUUUAAUUGUAAAUUUGCGUCGAGUUUCGCUAUGAAUGAGGGUGGACCCUUAUGGUUGUAUAUUUUAUCUUAGUUGUUGUAAUUUGCAUUUGCUAUGUAAUGGUAAACAAAAGUUAAAAUCUGUCUUGGGACAGUGUUGAUUUUAUACUUUAAUUUGCUAAGUCAAUAAGUUACAUAUAACACAAAACCUAAACUUUUGUUAUUCAUACAUAAAAUAUGUCUUUCUUAACGGUUUAUCCAUUUUAAAACUCGUUUUAUCUAUUGGGAAGCACUUGACUAUGAUUGUAAGUGGAGACAGUAUUUGAUUUUGUAAAUAAUCUAGUUUACAUUGAUUAAAAAAGCUUGUAGUAUGUAAGUCAUGUUUCAAUAAAGACAAAUGAAACAAUUCUUUGGAUGAAUUUA